Molecule: messenger RNA, 1863 nt
Organism: Rhea pennata
Lineage: Eukaryota; Metazoa; Chordata; Aves; Rheiformes; Rheidae
Gene: SLC6A11
Product: solute carrier family 6 member 11
Exons: 14
Coding region: 1-1863 (620 amino acids)
Biological process (GO): neurotransmitter transport; sodium ion transmembrane transport
Cellular component (GO): plasma membrane
Molecular function (GO): gamma-aminobutyric acid:sodium:chloride symporter activity
Source: RefSeq, a predicted model, not a curated record
AUGACAGCUGAAAAGACUAUUCCCAUGAUUAAUGGCAAGCCAGAAGAUGUUUUGGACCCAGAAGCCUCCAGUACCAACCUUGUCCACAGCAAUGAUAAGAAGGUUCACGAAAGAGGUCACUGGAACAAUAAGGUUGAAUUUGUGCUUUCUGUGGCAGGGGAGAUUAUUGGACUGGGAAAUGUAUGGAGAUUCCCAUAUCUUUGCUACAAGAACGGAGGAGGUGCUUUCCUCAUCCCGUAUGUGGUUUUCUUUAUUUGCUGUGGAAUACCAGUAUUUUUCCUGGAAACGGCCUUGGGACAGUUUACUAGUGAAGGUGGUAUUACAUGCUGGAGGAAAGUUUGCCCUCUAUUUGAAGGCAUUGGAUAUGCUACCCAAGUUAUAGAGGCACAUUUAAAUGUAUAUUACAUCAUCAUUUUAGCGUGGGCUAUCUUCUAUCUGUUUAACUGCUUUACUACAGAACUUCCUUGGGCUACCUGUGGGCAUGAAUGGAAUACAGAAAACUGUGUGGAAUUUCAAAAACUUAAUAUGAGCAACUGCAGUCAAGUCUCUUUACAAAAUGCCACUUCUCCAGUCAUGGAAUUCUGGGAACGCAGGGUUCUAGCUAUAUCUGAUGGAAUUGAACAUAUUGGGAAUCUUCGCUGGGAACUUGCAUUAUGCCUUCUCGCCGCUUGGACUAUCUGCUAUUUUUGCAUUUGGAAAGGAACAAAGUCAACAGGAAAGGUUGUAUAUGUAACAGCCACGUUUCCCUAUAUCAUGCUGAUGAUUCUUCUAAUUCGUGGAGUAACAUUACCAGGUGCUUCUGAGGGGAUAAAAUUCUACUUGUACCCUGACCUUUCUCGACUGUCUGACCCACAGGUAUGGGUGGAUGCUGGUACACAGAUAUUUUUUUCUUACGCGAUCUGCUUGGGCUGCUUGACGGCUUUGGGAAGUUACAACAACUAUAAUAAUAACUGCUACAGAGACUGCAUCAUGCUCUGCUGCUUGAACAGUGGCACAAGCUUUGUUGCUGGUUUUGCUAUCUUUUCAGUUCUUGGAUUUAUGGCUUAUGAACAAGGAGUGCCCAUUGCAGAAGUCGCGGAAUCAGGACCAGGACUUGCAUUCAUUGCUUACCCUAAAGCUGUUACCAUGAUGCCUCUUUCUCCUUUGUGGGCAGCUCUGUUCUUCAUGAUGCUCAUAUUCCUUGGGUUAGAUAGUCAGUUUGUGUGUGUCGAAAGCCUUGUGACGGCUGUUGUAGAUAUGUACCCAAAGAUUUUCCGAAGGGGCUAUAGAAGAGAACUGUUGAUUCUCGGCCUUUCUAUUGUGUCAUACUUCAUUGGCCUAAUAAUGUUAACUGAGGGCGGGAUGUACGUCUUUCAGUUAUUUGACUCUUAUGCAGCUAGUGGCAUGUGCCUUCUCUUUGUUGCCAUAUUUGAAUGUGUCUGCAUAGGCUGGGUUUAUGGUAGCAGUCGCUUUUAUGAUAACAUUGAAGAUAUGAUUGGGUACAAACCGCUGUCAUUGAUUAAAUGGUGCUGGAUGGUCUUAACUCCAGGUAUUUGUGCAGGAAUCUUCAUCUUUUUCCUGGUGAAAUACAAGCCUUUGAAAUAUAAUAAUAUAUAUACGUACCCUGACUGGGGCUAUGGCAUAGGGUGGAUGAUGGCGCUCUCUUCCAUGAUCUGUAUCCCCUUGUGGAUCUGCAUUAAGCUCUGGAAGGCAGAAGGCACUUUUAUAGAGAAAUUCAGGAAGUUGAUUACACCUAGCUCAGAUCUGAAAAUGAGAGGGAAACUUGGAGGAGGAGCCUACAUUGCGGCAAUAAACGACUGCGAUGCCAAACUGAAAGGAGAUGGCACCAUUUCAGCCAUUACAGAAAAGGAGACACAUUUCUGA